Messenger RNA from Ciona intestinalis (vase tunicate), 2768 nucleotides. Lineage: Eukaryota; Metazoa; Chordata; Ascidiacea; Phlebobranchia; Cionidae. The record is from RefSeq and is a predicted model, not a curated record.
CAGAUUUAAGUUUAUUUAUCAAUUUUGGCGGUUAUUCAUAUCCUCGGGGCACUUUAACCUGACGGGUGAUAAACGAACUAACACAUAUACAGAUACAAACAGCAUUGUAAUCAAUAAUCACCAUAAAAAAUAGACAAAGUACAGCAUAAAUACUUUAUUGGAUAACAAGAAUAAACCAAACUCAAAGCCGUGAACGCUAAAUGUCUGUGAUUGGUUAAAACAACCGCUGCCGCCCUUUUUUUCUGCUCGGAAAGAGAAAGAAAGAGAAAAGACGGAGGAAAAUUGUGACACGCGUGAUGUUUUGGUGUUUACUUCAAUAACAAACUCAGCAAAACCCCUGGCCUUGCAGAAAGACACAAUUCAUUUGUCAGGAAGUUCUGUUUCAAAGGUGUACUGGGACGUUUUGUGCAACGUUGAUCAUUGGAAAAUAAGAACAAUACAGAAUGAGAGGAAAAUUCAGCGGCUUUUUGCUUCUGCCACAAAUCUUAUUCAUUAUACUGUUUGGCGUGUUUGUUGAAUAUGAUACGGUAGCUGGACCAAGGAAUGCAUCAUCAACAGCUGGAAUUGAAGAGUUUGAUAAUCUGUAUCCAAUGUUCCAAGAUGUUCAUGUGAUGAUAUUCAUUGGGUUCGGAUUCUUGAUGACAUUCCUGAAGAGGUACGGCUUCGGAUCGGUUGGUUUCAACUUCAUGCUUGCUGCGUUUGUCAUCCAAUGGACGAUUCUGAUGCGAGGAUGUUUGGACCUUGAGGAUAUUAAAGAUGGGAAGAUCAACAUCAGCCUUGAAAGUUUCUUAAAUGCUGACUUUGCAUGCGGUGCUGUCCUUAUUUCAUUUGGAGCUGUGUUAGGUGUGCUAGGUCCAAUCCAACUUAUAGUGAUGGCUGUAUUAGAAGUUGUGUUUUACUCCGUCAAUGAAUUUGUUAUCGCUCAUAAGUUCCAGAUAAGCGACAUUGGGGGGUCAAUGGUCAUUCAUACAUUUGGAGCUUAUUUUGGGUUGGCUGUUUCACUCAUGCAUUGGAAACCUGAGUUUAAGAAUUCUCAUCCCAAGGAAGAAUCUGUUUACCAUGCCGAUAUAUUUGCAAUGAUAGGCACCUUAUUUCUGUGGUUGUUCUGGCCAAGUUUCAACGGAGCACCAGCAGCGGGGUCAAUAAUCGGUGAACGUGCCGUCAUAAAUACUGUGUUCUCAUUGGCUGCUGCUGGUGUGUGUGGAUUCGCUAUGUCAUCCAUUGUGGAUAAAUCAGGAAAGAUUUCUAUGGUUCAUGUUCAAAACGCGACACUUGCCGGUGGAGUUGCCGCGGGUGCCGUUGCCAACUUAAAGUUAGGACCUCUUGGUGCCAUAAUAAUCGGAAGUGCUUCAGGAUUGUUGUCCGUGGCUGGUUAUGCUUAUAUAACACCAGCUAUCCAGAAACACAUGAAGAUACACGACACAUGUGGAGUGCAUAACCUGCAUGGUAUGCCUGGUGUAUUGUCAGGUUUCGCUGCCGUUGUAUUCGCUAAGCUGACGACUGCUACUACGUAUACUGACAUUGAGCUUGCAGCCAUCUACCCUGGCAGAGUGAAUAACUUAGACUUCCAACAACAAGCCAACUUACAACUAGCAGGGUUGGCUGUCACAUUAGGCAUCGCAAUAUUUGGUGGGAUAUUCACUGGGUUGUUGCUUAAACUUCCUUUCCUGGAAGGCUUGAAAUAUAACGACCUGUUUGAAGAUUCUCUUUUCUGGAACCUUGAAGAUGAUGUUGAAAUAAUCAAAGAAGUUCCGUUGAAGAAAAUAAAACAGGAAUCGACAAAGAAAGCUCUCGUUGAACAAACUUCUGAUAAUAACGAUCAAGUUGUGGAGGAAGUUCAAACUUCAUCUACAUGAUUGUGAUGUCAUCUUGAUGUCUUUAUCUAUGUGAUUAUGAUGUCAAACAGGAUUUUCAGAAAAAAAACACAAUUUUAUAUUUACCACCUCGAUUCUAUACUAAAACAUGUCUGUUAAAAUAUGUGCACAGUGACUUUUCCAACGCCCCUGAAGAGCAUUGGUGUGGAACUUUUAUCAUUGGAUUAAUAGACGCUAAACCAAUGCAUUAAUCAGUAAACAUUCCAACCAAUCACAGAAAUGAGUGUCUAAACAUCCUUGCCUCCCCUUGUAUUUUAAAAGUUUUGUGCCUAUAAGUAUAAUUUCAGAUUUUAACCACAAACGACAUGUUUAUAAAACAUAAGUCAUGUACCAGUAUAUAAUUCACUUGUGAUCUUCACAAGAGAUCCAAGUCACCUUCAAUAAAUAUAGUACGGUAGCUCUCUACAUGAUAUCAUGCAGGAAUAACAAACAACAUUAUAAUGUGCAGGAUUGCACCUAAGAAAGUUUAAUAUUUUAUAAGUAUUAUGCACUAAAACUAUUAAAUUGUGCCUUCUUGAAUGUUGUAUUUGCUUCCAAGCACUAAAACAUGCCAUAGCUAUGUGUUGUAUUGCCCAAAUAUAUUGUAUAAAAACCUUUGUUUAACCUUCUUUUGCUAAUAAUUAUUGCAGCCUUCAGUAAUUGACCUAAUAUUACUUACUGCUGACUAACAAAGUAAUGUAAACGCAUAUAUGUGUAUUUGGUAACUUACAUAAAGAAACCUAUUUUUUCCCCAAUUUUUAUUUGUAUGCUUAAAAACUGCCUAACUAAAUGUGUUUUAAUAUUACAAAUUUUACAAUACAUCUAUUCCUAACUCAAUCUUUAAGGGCCUUUUACUUGUCGUGAUAAUUUAUCAUAAUUUGUAAGCAAUCUCACAAAUAAAUGCUUUUACUAGAA